Daphnia pulex (common water flea) is the source of this 4357-nucleotide messenger RNA. Its product is annotated as DNA-binding protein RFX2-like. The transcript is spliced from 17 exons. Bases 501 to 3029 code for a protein of 842 amino acids. Gene Ontology annotation, molecular function: DNA-binding transcription factor activity, RNA polymerase II-specific; RNA polymerase II cis-regulatory region sequence-specific DNA binding. The record is from RefSeq and is a predicted model, not a curated record. Gene Ontology annotation, biological process: regulation of transcription by RNA polymerase II. NCBI's taxonomy places the organism in Eukaryota, Metazoa, Arthropoda, Branchiopoda, Diplostraca, Daphniidae.
GGCGCUGGGCUUGGGCAUUUUUGUCCCAUUCUAAAACAAACAGCACAUACACAAGUCUCAUUAUCCCAAAAAUAUUUCCCCCUGCCAACACGUUUUGAUUCGGAAGCAGUUUCUUGCAUUAGUGAAUAAUGAGCAUCUGCUGUUUUCAGUCAUCGGGGAAACUGAGGAAGAAAGAAAUAAUUGAAAAAGAAUUUGGACAGCAAUAGCAGAGUCCAUCAUUUCUCUCGUACGGCGCAUAAUCCGUAGCCCCGUAGGUCCGCCACACGAAUAAAUAAAAGAAAAAAAUCAUUUUUCAGCUGGUGGCGGGGAGACUCAGUAGACGAGACGGUCGCCAUAGCUACGGCAGCCGAAUUUUCGUUGUCAACAACAGCAGCAGGAAUUUUUUUUUACUCUUGUGCCCAGUGGACAACAACAGCAGCAGCAACAAACCCACCAGACAAGUGGAAGUCGUUGUGUCGUGAGUGUUGGUGUCAAGUUGAGCUCCUGGACAUACGUACACAAUGGCAGCGACGCCCGUCAGCUUCAUGUCGACAGAUUCCCGGCCAGCCGGCUCCUCUUCACUCAGCCAGGUACAGCAGCAACAACAACAGCAACAACACGGGAGUAUAGUGGCCGCCGUCGUCGAAGUGGUUAGCAGUGGAGAAGUGGCCGCCCAAGUGGAAGCUUGCGAUCUAACCUUAUCUUCGGCCAGCAACAGCGCCGACAAUUUGGGAGUGCAGCACGGUAAUUCGGAUGCGGAUGCGGCUGCUGUUGCUGCACUAGAAGCGGAAGAAGCGGCCGAAGCCAAAGACGCUAGCGAAGAAGACAACAACACGGACCAUUCAUCGCCUAUCACGGUGACGGUCACGUCCGGCAGCACCCAAUACAUCGCCAUGGCGGCCGACGGUGCGGUAACUGACCGAUCCGUCUACACUUCUCUCACUCCCGUACACGCACCUGCGUCCGUCGUCGUGAGCGGGAACGAGACGCUGGGCGGUGAUUCGUCGGUUCACUCCACGUACGUCCAAUACGUCGACGGGUCUCCCGAUUCGGCUUUGUACGCGGCAACUAACGGGCAAAUGACUUAUCCGGCCUACACGGUGGUGGAAUCGGGCGCCAUGUACUCGCCCGGCAACAACCAAUACUACACGAGUGGCACUGGCAACAACAGCAUCACUUACUCACAAGUGACUCCGGGACAAUUGACGCAGACGAGUGGUGGGACAUUUCUGAUCCAGCAAGGCGUCGACGCCGACGGCCACACGCUCAUCACCACCACCACCAGAGCGUCUCCUCAAACGGAAGGAAACGGGUCCUCGUCCGCUUACCUAGUGACGGGCUCACAAUCUGGUCACAGCCCCUCGUCGGCCGCUGUCGGUGGAGGUGUCGAUUCCGAUUCCCAUUACAGUUUGGCCCACGCCACCCGAGUCUCGCCCGCCACCGUUCAAUGGCUCAUUGAUAAUUACGAGACGGCCGAAGGGGUGAGCCUCCCGCGGUCCACCCUCUACGCCCAUUACCUGAGGCACUGCAACGAGCACAAGCUGGAGCCCGUCAACGCCGCCUCCUUUGGCAAACUCAUCCGUUCCGUCUUUUUGGGAUUGAGGACCAGGCGACUGGGCACCAGAGGCAAUUCCAAGUACCACUAUUACGGCAUCCGGGUGAAACCGACGUCGUCGUUGAAUCAAAUGUCGGUCGAAGAGUCUAGUCCGCCUAGCGUCCAGCGGCACUCGACCAACGGCAAGCGCGGAGCCAAAGGAGGGGCUCACAGCAGCGGCGGGAGUAUGGACGCCACCUCUCCCACCCACCAGCAGUACCUGGGCGACGCUGCCGCCGCUUUGCCGCACUGGCCCGACUUGGAAGCCGAUCGCAAUCAACUGCCUCAGGGCAUCGACGUCGACGAUCUCCAGGCCUUUGUCACACUUUACCGCGAUCACUGCGAGGCCAUGCUGGACGCGGUCAUCAGCUUGCAGUUCAACACGGUGGAAACGAUCUGGCGCCACUUUUGGCGCAGCGCCAACAACAACGAGGCCGUCGACGUCGGCAUGGAAGAGGAUCCCGAAAAAAUCCUGCCAAAGGCUAAACUUUACGUCCUUUCGCGUUGCGAGCCCGUCUUGAUUUUCGUCAAGAAGGCCGACUACCAGUUCUAUCAGAAUCUGGUGGAAGUGCUCAUACCGGACGUCCUCAAGGAAAUCCCCGGCUCGUUCACCAGUUCCAUACGCAGUUUCGCCAAAUCGCUGGAGAAUUGGCUCUUGACGGCCAUGAACGGCUGUCCGGAAGACAUCAUCAUCGUCAAGGUGGCGGCCGUGAACGCCUUUUCGCAGACCCUGAGGCGCUACACUUCCCUGAACCAUUUGGCCCAGGCGGCCCGCGCCGUCCUGCACAAUCCGCCGCAAAUCACCCAGAUGCUGGCCGAUCUCAACCGCGUCGAUUUCCACAACAUCCAGGAGCAGGGUGCCUGGGUGUGCCGCUGCGAUCCUGAUCUGGUGGCCUGGCUGGAAAACGACUUUAAAGUCACGUUGCAUAAUCAGGCCACCCUGGAGCAGUGGGUCCAGUGGCUGGAGAGGGUCGUCGACCGCGUCAUCAAACCUUUUGAAAGCGGAUCCACCCAGGAGUUUGUCCGCGUUGCCCGCCAGUUUCUGCUCAAAUGGUCUUUUUAUAGUUCGAUGGUGAUCCGCGAUUUGACUCUGAGGUCGGCCGCCUCGUUCGGCUCUUUCCACUUGAUCCGGCUCCUCUACGACGAGUACAUUUUCUACCUGGUGGAGCACCGGGUGGCCAUGGUGACGGGCGAGACGCCCAUCGCCGUUAUGAGCGAAUUCGUCAACAUGACGCUGCGUCCCAAGGAUGAGGACGAGGCCGGCUCGGUCCCUCCGUCGCCCAGCGGAUCCUCGUCGGCUUCGCUCCACGUCGGUAUCUCGACCCCCCUGUCGGCCCAACAACAACACAAGUCCGGCGCCAACAACAAUAGUCAACAGCAGCAGCAUCCGCAAAUGGCCGACGGCGGCAGCAGCAGCUCCUCCUCCAACAGCGUCAAACGGCCCAAAUUGAGUUGAUUCCCUACCCUCCAUCUAACCAUUGCACCCACCCACUACUACAGCACCACCACCCUUUUACUACUACACCAUCAGCCCCCCAUUUGUGCGGAUGGAAGGAAGAGAUGAUCCGCCUGUAACUUUGUCAAAGAAAACAAAAGAAAAAACAGUUGAUUCUUCUUCUUCUCAUUCCCCUCCCCUCCUCUUUCGGUCAAUCAUUUUCCCUAGCACACACACACACAGACACACCCAAUGACCUCCUUAUCAUUCGGCUCCUUAAUCCCCCUCCGCCCGUCUCCUCCGCCAUGUUUUUCAUUUGCGUUGUAAUCAAUGGCAGAGUCGUGUCAGAUUUGAUCACUCACACACAACAACAACAAAACAACAACAACAACCACCAACAACACUUUUCUCUUCAUCAUCUUCUUCUCUUCCUGGCCGCGGCUCCAGCCAAUGUUUUUUUGGGGAGGUUUUCUGAGUACAUGUCACAUUAACUUUGAUUGCCGGGCGUGCGUGUGUGUGUGUUAGUGCGGUUGCGUUUCUCUCUUUUGUUUUGUUUGUUUUUUUCUUUUCCUCCAUCUUCCAGCGAUGAGAAUUGGGGAUGGAUGGAUGGAAGGGAGAAAAGAAGAAGAAGAAGAGAUCUAGUCUUGUAUGCGCUUCUUCCUUUUUCUUUUAUUUUUUCUUUUUCUUUUGGGUCCGCCAUUCUCCGUUUAAUUGUGGCCCAUUGUGCGUUCGUGUGUUUGCUGUGUGUGUGUGGGGGGGGGGGGGGCCUCUUGUGUUUUUUCUUUUUUUCUUGCCCGAUGGCGGGCAAUCGAAAAGUGGAUCCAGCAAAACUUGGUGGGAGCGGUUAGAUUCUUCUUUUUCUUCUUCUCUCCCCCGCGUUGCAUCUCUAUCGACUUUGUGUUGUUUGCUGGCCCGCCCGCUCGCCCACCACAGUUGAAAAGAAAUGGGACACGACGGGUGCACGCAGACGUGGGAAGUCGAAAGGGUGGGGUUGGGGGGUUGGAAAAAAAAGUGGUUGGAUUCCGCCCAUCACUCACUGAUGUGUGUGUGUGUGUCUCUUUUUUUUUUUAAUUCGCUAUCCCACACACACACGACACUCUGUCCGUCUUGUGGAUGGAAGUUAUGUAACCUCGUCCCCUCUCCCAUAAAAAAAAAAAAAUUGAUUUUUUUUAAAAUUAUUUUGUGGCAAAAUUCAAUUGAUUUUUCAUUUAACUUUGAUCAUUUUUUUUUCUCUGUGUGUCCACCCAUCAGAUCUCGAGCUCGUUCUUUCCAAUUUAUGUUUCCCGUUGCUGUGGGAACCGACAAACAAAUUUAAAAAAGGUAAAAAAAAAAAAAAAUCCAGAAGACAA